GUCCCCGUCCGGGAUGGUCCGGGCCGCACAGCGCGUGGGGCCUCCGGUCCUUCUCUGUCUUUUUGGAAUUCUGUGCGAAAGCUAUGCCAGUCCCAUGAAUCAUGGGGGAGCUCAGCAUUUGGAAAGAAAAAGGAGCAUUUUUAAAAGAGAAGUGAAUUGCUCCAGUAACCAGUAUUUGACAAAUGGUCUCUGCUGUGAGAUGUGCCCGGCCGGUUCGGUGGUAGCCCAACACUGCAACGCCACUGGGAACAAACCAAAGUGCGAAGCCUGCAUAGAUGGGUUCGAGUUCAUGGACCACAGUAAUGGACUCGGAAAAUGCCUGCGAUGUGGCACUUGCGAUGAAGUGGUUGGUUUGAUAGAGGAAGAACCCUGUCGAACAACGCAAAAUGUGAAAUGCAAAUGUAAGGACGACUAUGUCUGUUUAGAUCCACCAUGCGUUCACUGUACUACUGUGCCACCAGAGACUGGAAAUUCAGCCUGGUGGUUCCUGAGUCUUCUACCACUGAUCCUGGUAGUAGGAUGUGCAGUAUAUUUUUUACGUAAGAGAAGAAAAAAGAAGAAAUUCCAGCUUGUUAAAAACAAAGAGUUUGAAAUGAUUCCUAUUCGUUAUCCAGAUAUUGACCUGAGUGGUCAUAUCAUUGAUAUUGCCGAUCGGAUGACAAUAAGUGACGUCAAAUGCUUCGUUCGGAAGAGCAAUAUAACUCCAGUCAUAAUGGAUCAAAUACUUCACGAUCACUUGCACGACACAGCUGAACAAAAAGUGCAGUUGCUUCGGCGCUGGUAUCAGUCUCAUGGGAUGAAAGGGGCAUUCAGAACUCUAAUCACCAGCCUCAGAGAAGCCAAACUGUGCGCCCUUGCGGACGAGAUUAUGAAGUCGGUGGAGGGGGCCGAAAACGGGAACACCCACGCCCCCAUGGCAGUGUCAGGUGAGGCCUAAGGUGGCCAACGGUCAUUAGGUCCUGCUAGCUACGAAGUUGAUAUAAGUGCCUACCCAACGUUGCGCCGGGUUGACCGACGGUGAGAUUGCCUGGGAUUUUGUACCCAGUCUUCACCAUCUGAACCGAAAUGGUGGGCUCACUUAGAUUGAUGAAUAAACUCAUCUUUCAACACUCAGGGAGUAACAGGACCCAAGCAACGUCGGGGAGGGAAGAACAGCACCCCACUCCACUCUGCAUCCAUCCUCCUCUCUCCCAGCCCUCCAGAAUGAAGCUCAGAGACUUUCCUGCGUAUAGUCCAGGGAUUUCUUUGCAGAGUGAUGUCUGGGGGCAGAGGGGAGGAACUAGCAGGGAGAGAGCCCCAAAAUCUGUCCCUACAGAAGCCGCUGGGGACCUUGCUUUUACUUGGAAAGAGCCUCCCCGUGCUGGGUAGAUAUUUCUUUCCAUCGAUGUUUCGGAGAUCACUUCCUGGAGGCUCUGCCUCGAAAGUAUCCCCAAACCUCGAUUUGAACUUUCUCAGAUUUAAAUAUAGAGUGGAAUAGAAGCAAAGAGCUUGAUGGGUAUUUUGUAAGGACUUUAUAAAUGGUUAGUCUUUAGAAACUUGAUUAUCAGGACACGGUGGAGUCCAUUAGAGCGGUGAUUCCAUCGCAGUGGGAAAGAUCAGGAGACGCGGCAUGGCCCAAUGAACAGAGCUCGGGCCCGGGAGUCUGUAGGACCUGGUUCUAAUCCCAGCUUCGCCACAUGUCUGCUGUGUGACCUUAGACAAGUCUGUUCACUUCCCUGGGCCUCGGUUACCUCAUUGGCAAAAUGGGGAUUAAGAUGGUGAAACCCUAUGUGGGACACGGACUGUGUCCAACAUGAUUAAC
Molecule: messenger RNA, 1801 nt
Organism: Ornithorhynchus anatinus (platypus)
Lineage: Eukaryota; Metazoa; Chordata; Mammalia; Monotremata; Ornithorhynchidae
Gene: FAS
Product: Fas cell surface death receptor
Exons: 8
Coding region: 14-937 (307 amino acids)
Biological process (GO): motor neuron apoptotic process; necroptotic signaling pathway; regulation of stress-activated MAPK cascade
Cellular component (GO): CD95 death-inducing signaling complex; membrane raft; external side of plasma membrane
Molecular function (GO): tumor necrosis factor receptor activity; protein binding
Source: RefSeq, a predicted model, not a curated record